Morone saxatilis (striped sea-bass) is the source of this 1390-nucleotide messenger RNA. Its product is annotated as heat shock protein beta-1-like. The transcript is spliced from 3 exons. Lineage: Eukaryota; Metazoa; Chordata; Actinopteri; Moronidae. Gene Ontology annotation, molecular function: protein folding chaperone. Bases 139 to 753 code for a protein of 204 amino acids. Gene Ontology annotation, biological process: protein refolding; response to heat. The record is from RefSeq and is a predicted model, not a curated record.
UUCUGUUGAGGAUAUAAAACACAGCUGCCCUAUUGUUUAGUGUUCAGGUCAUCAAUCUAGACUUGUUUGUCAGGGUGGAGCUACAGGCUUUGCAGUUUCAACAUCAUUUUCCCUUAUUCUGAGCUUAUUCUCUAGGAUAUGGGUGAACAAAAUAAAAUAUUAUCCCGUCCCAUUUUCCGUCGAGAUGUGAGUUGGGAUCCUUUCCCAAACUGGACACAGCCGAGUCGCAUCUUUGCACAGGAUUUUGGCCUCCCUCCUUUCCUGGAGCCUAGUGAUCUGGACUGGAUAGACUGGGCAAAGAGGAGACUGGGAUCUUUCUCCUGGCCUGGGUACACACAAACUCCCCUUCUGCCUCCAUUCAGUGGUCAGCACCCUGCGGCGUUGAACCAAAAGGGUCUGAGACAACUGACAAGUGGAGUGUCAGAGAUCCGAACAGGACAGGACAGCUGGAAGAUUAACCUGGAUGUCAAUCACUUCUCGCCUGAGGAAAUUACAAUCACAACCAAGGAGGGUUACUUGCAAAUAUCAGGAAAUCACGAAGAAAGGCAGGAUGAACAUGGAUCUGUUUCACGGUGCUUCACCCGAAAAUACAAGCUGCCACCGGGGGUGGACUUGCAGCACAUCAGUUCGUCGCUGUCUGGUGAUGGAGUUCUGUCCAUAGAGGCCCCGGCCCCUGGGACAUCCGUCAGUGACCCUAUCAAUGAGAUUGUCAUACCUGUUCAGAUCAGACAGAAACAGGACGGGGAAAAGUGAAACCAGUAAGCAGAAUUUGAAACUUAAGAUGUAGCAACCUUUGUAACACUGGCAGAAAAAAUAAGUCUGUAGUCUGUAGUGUAACGACAAGCUUGUUCUCCUGCUAUGAGAUACUUUCUAAUACUGUUUAAUGCAUUGUCAUAAGGGUAGUACCAUGUCACCAUUACUUUUGGUUUCAAAAUAAAAUGCAGACUCAUCAAUAUGACACAGAACUGACUCUGAAAAUAAGGAAUUACUUUUGCUAGUCAACACUUAUAAUUAGCACAACCUUGUAUUCUAAGAAUUUACCACACUUUUUCCAUGCACUUAUAAUGUCUUCAGUAUUUAAAAAAAAAGACAAUACUGGCCGAGGAUGGACAGUGCACUACAGGUUUAAUUGUACUUGAUAGCAAUUGACUAUAUAUGCCUAAACAGCUUAUUUACGUACUUAUUUUAAAAAAGGAAUGUACAUCAAAAAGGGAUUCUGUGUAACAUGGUGACAAAAUAGAAAAACAAAAUUUUUUCCAUGUUAUUUUGAGGAAUACAAACACUGUAAAGGCUGUAGCUUCUAUUGUGUUUUGAAUAACCACCCUAAUGAAGCUGUCCUGACAUCAUGUAAUGUUCACAUAAAUGUAUUAAACAGCUUCUGCCACGUGAA